This is a messenger RNA of Melampsora larici-populina 98AG31, 723 nucleotides long. RefSeq lists its product as uncharacterized. The record is from RefSeq and is a predicted model, not a curated record. NCBI's taxonomy places the organism in Eukaryota, Fungi, Basidiomycota, Pucciniomycetes, Pucciniales, Melampsoraceae. The transcript is spliced from 3 exons. Bases 1 to 723 code for a protein of 240 amino acids.
AUGAUUCCGCUCCUUGCUCAACUUGUUUACCUCCUCCUCUUGAAAGUUGUGACCAAUGUGCCAAACGUGGCAGAUUCUGCGUGGAAGGAAGACGUUCGAAUGUGGAACAAUUGGGGAAACGCUCCUCUUAAUUUCACCCCAAACUCUAGUUCCUCUAAUGCUAAACCUCACUAUGAUCCUUAUCCUAAGCCACCAAAGUCUCUCAACCCUUUUGUUACAUCUUUUGUACCAACUCGACCAAAAUCACCUCCCAUCAAAGUUGAAGACCCUCCUCCUACUUUUUCUUCCAAUGCUAUUAAUGUAGAAUCUACCAAUGUUGUUGAUUUAGAACCAGAACCUGUUCCAAAAACCACUAACCCUGUUGAACCACCCCUAGAUGCCGUGAUUGAAGAAUGUAUUAAAAAAUAUGGUGAUAAAGCUGUUCUUUUCUGGUUUGCUAAAAAAGUAGAUUUAUCUGAAGAAAUUAGACAUGUAGGUAGAUAUGUUCCUUCUUCUUCCUCCGCCGAUACCAUUGCUAGUCUUACUCAACGUAUGGUAGAAAGCUUGUAUGAACAUUGGUCCGUCUUUGAUCCUAACUCUGAAAAAGAGGUCCACGCUAGAGUCUGUCUUGUUCAAAGGUUGAAAUCUCUUGUUGCUCAUUUUAUCAUGCAUCCGCCUUCUUCUGAACCUUCUAAUCCUAGUACUUCUUCUUCUGGCAAGGGUAAAAAGCGUGCUUUCCAUUAG